Molecule: messenger RNA, 8020 nt
Organism: Triplophysa rosa
Lineage: Eukaryota; Metazoa; Chordata; Actinopteri; Cypriniformes; Nemacheilidae
Gene: ralgapa2
Product: Ral GTPase activating protein catalytic subunit alpha 2
Exons: 41
Coding region: 16-6225 (2069 amino acids)
Biological process (GO): regulation of small GTPase mediated signal transduction; positive regulation of GTPase activity
Cellular component (GO): nucleus; cytoplasm
Molecular function (GO): GTPase activator activity
Source: RefSeq, a predicted model, not a curated record
GGGAGAUUGCCUUCGAUGACGGUGGGGAUUAUUUCACGAGCAUCUGGCGCCCCGGUCGGUCGGUCAGUCAGUCAGUCAGUGAGGCAGCUGCUAUUCUUCAUACACAUACACACACAGAGACACACGGGUCUGAAUGGUGACAGGAAGGUAAAACCCGGCCACAAAAUCGCCUUUUACAGCGGAAUGUUCACUCGAAGGGGUUAUGGAGACGUCAAGAAAUCUACACAGAAAGUUCUGGACCCAAAGAAGGAUGUUUUCACGCGCUUGAAGCAUCUGCGCGCGCUGUUAGAUAAUACUGAGAGGAGUGAACUGAAGGCAUUUUUUGAAACCAACUGCUCACAGAUUUAUUUUAUCUUCUAUGAAAAUUUCAUUACACUGGAAAGUAACUUAAAACAAAAAGGGAACAAAUCUCAACGGGAGGAGCUGGACUCCAUCCUCUUUAUUUUUGAAAAAAUUCUGCAACUUCUACCUGAGAAAAUCAACAGUCGAUGGCAGUUUCACAGUAUAGGUUCGAUUCUCAAAAAGCUUUUGCACACUGGAAACUCAUUCAAGAUCCGCUGCGAGGGCAUGCGUCUGUUCCUGCUCUGGCUACAGGCUCUGCAGAACAACUGUGCCGAAGAGCAGCUCCUCAUCUUCGCCUGUCUGAUCCCAGGAUUCCCUGCUGUACCCUCAUCCAGAGGACCCUGCACACUGGACACCAUCAUAUACAACCCCUUCUCCAACCCGCCUGAUGCUAAGAUCAUAGCAGAAGAGAUCACCCCACUGGUGCCUGCUGUUCCUGGAGAGAAAGUGACGGACGACCACAUCUGCUCCAUCCUCCAGAUCAUCCUGAAGGUCAUGGUUGUCCAGGCCUCCAGCUUGGAGUGGAAAAGCAAAGAGAACCAGGACACAGGCUUCAGGUUUCUGUUCUCGCUCUUCAAGAAGUACUACCUGUCUCACCUGUUCCCCUCCUUCACAAAACACACCAAUCUCUACAAACCACAGUUAGAUCUUCCCAUAAACAGACCAAAGCCUCUUUACGUCCCCGUGACGCGUAACAACGAGAGCACAUACUGCACCAGGGACCAGUACCUGGCUCCCCGCGUGGCCUUCAUCACGUGGCUCGUGAACUUCUUCCUGGAGAAGAAGUAUGUGAACUCAAACACGAGCGCUUCAAAGAAUGGAGGAGAGGUGCUUCCUAAACUCAUCCAGACUGUGACUGCGGGCGGCAUCAGUCAGGAGAAGAGCUCUGAUUCUGAACCCAACGGUCCUGUGGAUCAGGACAAGAGUCACUCAAACAGCAGCACGCUGUCCGAUCGCAGGGGCAGUAACUCCAGUCUGUGUAGCAUUGAGGAGGAACAUCGAACCGUCUACGACAUGGUGCAGUCCAUCCUGCUGUCCACCAGAGACAACGUCAAUUUCGUCAACGAGGUCUUCCAUCAGGCAUUCCUCCUGCCGUCAUGUGAAGCCUCAGCCACCCGUAAGGUGAUCAAAGUGUACAGGAAGUGGUUCCUGCAGGAGAAGCCCACUUUCAUGCAUGAGCCCGAGAACAGCAGCCGGGAGGAAGACGGCGAGGAAGAACACCUCGUCUCUGAGACAGACAGCGCACAGAUUCAUGCCAUCGAGACUCACGGACACAAACGAUCGUCCAGCUGGGGGCGCACUUACUCGUUCAGCAGCGCCAUCAGCAGAGGCUGUCUGACUGCAGAACAGAACCACAAUGUGAAGGCCGGCAUUCAGCCCGCCCUGCAGGUGUUCCUGACCAACUCUGCUAAUGUGUUCCUAUUGGAGCCAUGUCAGGAUGUGCCGAAGCUGAUGGAGAACCAGCUGGAGGUGUGCAAAGGAGUGCUCAGCGUGUACCGCCACAUCAUCAUGGAGCAGAACAUGGACCGUCAGACCUGGGAGCAGUUGCUGCAGGUGUUGCUGAGGAUCACGGAAGCGGUGAUGAAGAGACCGCAGGAGAGCCAAAGAAAAGAUGUGUUCGCCCACAGCCUGGCCAGCAUCCUCUUCAAAACGAUCUUCGUGGCAUGGGUGCGGGCCAACCUGACGGUGUUCAUCUCCCGUGAGCUGUGGGACGAGCUGCUGGCUUUGCUGUCGUCUCUCAGCCACUGGGAGGAGCUGGUGUUCGAGUGGGCCAGCAUCAUGGACUCUCUCACUGCCGUACUGGCACGAUACGUCUACGGUCUGGACCUGCACAACCUGCCGCUGGACAAACUCUCAGAGCAGAAGGAAAAGAAGCAGCGCGGCCGGGGAGUGAUGCAGGACUCUCAGAAGUCUUCGGAUAGUAGUCGCAUGUUCUCUGUGGGCUGGAGGAACUCUGGAGAUCAGAUGGGAGCUCAGGAGCCCAUGAGAUUCCGCAGCGCCACAACCACCGGAGCUCCGGCCGUUGAGAAAGCCCGCAACAUCGUCCGACAGAAAGCCUCGGCUAAGAGAAGUCAGUCUAUCAGCAACUGUGUGCAUCUUUGUGAGGCUUUUCCGGCCACUAAGAGCGUGCCCAUGCUGCUGCACACUGUCAGCUCUUUCUUACCUGGCAUCUCUCACUGCCCUCACAGACUCUCAGCAGACGUGGAGGAGUGUCAGCUCUCUGAAUGUGAGACAGGAGAUGGAGACAGUCCCCUGCCCCGCAGCAGCAGCGCUUCUGACAUCACACAACAGAUCAACGACACGUUCCCAGGUCAGAAAAGAGAGGAGUCACCACAGACAGGCAGAACGUCCGUGUCAGAGAUCAGCUCUGCGGGGAAGAGAGAGAGUGAUGCUCCUACGAUUUUCAUCCGGAGGAGCAGCAGUCCGGCCGAUCUGGAUUAUCCAGCAGAGGGAGCUCCAGCGCUCCUGAAACCUAAACUGCGGGAGAAAAGUGAGAGCGUGAGCAGCGAGACGUCUAACGGGUUUCUGAACGACGCAGAUGCGGGUCUGCUGUCGUGGAAUGCGCUGGAGGAGGAGCCGGACUCCUCCUCUGCUCAUGACGUGAGCGUUACCGUGGAUACAGAGAGCCAGAGGAGUCUACUUCUGAGCCACACCGACGCUCUCGCAGGGUCAAAUUGUGCGGCCCCUCCUCACUGUCCCCCAGUGUCCCCAGCUCUUCUCCUGCCUCACGGCUGCUGUGAGGGCCCUCAGCUCCUGGAGGAUGCCAUGAACAUGCCUGACCUUCUGGACAGCAGCGAGUUUCUGGCGGAAGACAUCAGCAUCAUCGCAGGUGGCAGUUUGACCGGAUGGCACGCCGACUCCGCCUUCGUCCUCUGGAGGCGAACCCUGGGGAUUCUGGGCGACGUUAACAGCAUCCGCUGUGCCCGUAUCCACGCCAAGGUCUUCAGUUACCUCUAUGAGCUCUGGCACAAGCUGGCCAAGAUCAGAGAUAACCUCGGGAUCAGAGUGGACACAGAGACAGCCACGGCCAGACCGUUGUUCAUCCCUCCUCUGCGCAUGCUGGCCUCCUGGCUCUUUAAGGCUACAAUGCUGCCGUCAGAGUUCAAGCCUGGGAAGCUGCACGCGUAUAAACUCAUCUGUGAGAUGAUGACCAAACAUCAGGACGUGCUGCCCAACAGUGACUUCCUGGUGCAUCUCUACCACGUCAUGCACAAGGGCUUCACCAGCGACGAUCAGGAUGUGUUGAACACAAUGAUCAGAUGGUGCUCGCCGCGCUUUUUCUUCCUGGGCCUGCCGGGCUUCACCAUGCUCGUGGGAGUCUUCAUCACCGCCGCCGCCCGCGUCCUCAACACGGACUCCUUUGAGGCGCCACGGAUCGAGGCUCAGACGGUUUUGGGGUCUCUGGUGUGCUUUCCCAACCUGUAUUGCCAGAUCCCCUCUUUGCAGUCUCUUCCGGGAUCUGAGGACAUCAUGGUCGGCAAUGAAGACAUGAAGGACUAUCUUGUGAACAUCCUUUUGAAGACUGCCCGCAAUGAGUCGUGUGAAGGAGCCAGGUGUAUAGCUAUCUGCAGUCUGGGGCUGUGGGUGUGUGAGGAGCUGGUACAACCCGAAACUCAUCAUCAGGUGAAAGACGCCAUCAACGUCCUGGGUGUCACUUUAAAGUUUGGAAAUAAGGUGGUGGCCAGUGUGGCCUGUGACAUCUUUCAGCUGCUGAUCUCUCAUUGGCAGCAUUUACAGAGACUGGAGUCAUCCCUUCCCAAAAGAAUUAUAGAGAUAUUUGUAGCAACCAUUGCAUUUCUUCUGCCCAGUGCCGAGCACUCAACAGUCGAGGCGGAUAAAAAGUUAAUGGUGUCUCUACUGCUGUGCCUGCUGGACUGGUGCAUGGCCGUACCCCUCUCCAUCCUCCUGGAGCCCAUCACUAUGCCCGUGCUGGACGACCCCGCCUCGCAGAAAGCCCCUCUGCUCGACUACAUUUACAGGGUGCUCCACACUUGUGUAUCAGGGUCUAACCUCCACACUCAACAGAGUCACUACGUCCUCAGUCUCGCCGAUCUGUCCACAGAUUACGAGCCUUUCCUUGCUCUAGGCCAAGUCAAGAGCUUUGAACCAACACCUGUACACAAUGCCAUGGGAGACUUUGGAAAUCUGCUUACUGUGGCUGAAGAAAAGAAAAGAAGAAGCUUGGAGCUGAUUCCUCUAACUGCUCGCAUGGUAAUGACACACCUGGUCAAUCAUUUAGGACAUUAUCCUUUGAGCGGAGGCCCUGCCAUCCUUAACAGCCUGGUGAAUGAGAACCACGACAACCCUUACGUAGAGUCCUCCGAACUCUCCUCUGAAGUCUUCAAGAGCCCCAAUCUGCAGCUCUUUGUCUUCAAUGACAGCACGCUAGUCUCGUACAUGCAGAUCCCCUCCGACAAUUCCAGCAUUGCUCCGGUUAAUUCAAACCCCAGAGACCAUUCCUCAGAGGUCCGCAUCAUCGUUCGGGACAUCUCUGGGAAGUACUCGUGGGACGGUGGCGUUCUCUACCGGACGUUGGAAGGAGCCGCCUCGAAUUCGGCCGGCAGCAGAGAGGGGUCAUGUCACGAGACAAUCCGGCCUGCCGCUGCAUCCAAGCAGAACUCCGUCCAUUCUUCAGAAGUAGAGGUGGAAGAUGGCAUGGAUGUGUUGGAUCAGCUGCUGGAAGACCUGGGAAACAGUAGCCCGGAGUGCCUACCGCAACCCGAGCAGAGACUCACUCAGCCGCCGUCUCCACCCAUGGGCAUGAACCCUGAGAUGGAAGGCCUUAUCAUGGAUGCCAUCCUCAGGCAGACACAGCAGGAGGAUGAGGAGCUGGCACGGAGACAAUGCGAGGACUCCAGCAUCAGAGCGGCCUCUCAAAGAGAGCCCACGCACCAAGAACCCAAAUCACCCUUUUACCUUUGCAGACUUCUCCUCAAUGACCUUGGCAUGAACUCGUGGGACCGCAGGAAGAGCUUUCAUCUUCUAAAGAAGAACUCUAAGCUCUUGAGAGAGCUGAAGAAUUUGGACUCAAGGCAGUGUCGAGAGACCCAUAAGAUUGCCGUCUUCUACAUUGGAGAAGGCCAAGAGGAAAAAUACUCCAUUCUGUCCAACACUGAAGGCACUCAGGCUUAUGAAGACUUUGUUUCUGGACUCGGAUGGGAGGUGGAUCUGGCCACUCACUGUGGGUUCAUGGGAGGUUUACAGAGGAACGGCAGCACGGGAAACACAGCGCCGUAUUACGCUACCUCCAACGUGGAGGUCAUCUUCCACGUGUCCACUCGCAUGCCUUCUGACUCAGACGAUUCCAUCACUAAAAAGCUUCGUCACUUGGGAAACGACGAAGUGCACAUAGUGUGGUCGGAGCACACGCGGGACUACAGGCGAGGAAUCAUCCCCACUGACUUCGGAGACGUCCUGAUCAUCAUCUACCCGAUGAAAAACCACAUGUUCUUCAUUCAGAUCAUGAAGAAACCGCAGGUGCCGUUCUUUGGGCCUCUGUUUGACGGGGCGAUAGUGACGGGAACUUUGCUGCCAAGUCUGGUGCGGGCCACGUGUAUCAACGCCAGCAGGGCCGUGAAGUCUCGAUUGCCGCUCUACCAGAGUUUUUAUGAAGAGAGGGCUCUUUACCUGGAAGCCAUCAUUCAGAAUCACAAGGAGAACAUGACCUUUGAGGACUUUGCUGCCCAGGUGUUCUCGCCCUCUCCCAGCUACUGGCCAUCAGCAGGUGCAGGUUCCCUCAGCUACAGCACGAGCGCCGACCUCAGCGUUACUGUGACCGACUCCGGCGACCAGGUCUCGCCCACCAUGCCACGCGCCUCCAAGAACAGGGUUUCCGGGAAGAUCCGCCGCUCGGCCAGCGCCAUCAGCAAGUCCUCCAACUGAACGCUUCGGACUGCAACGUCCUGCAGCUGUGUGGAUGAAUGUAUUCAUGGACUGAUUUUAUUUUGGGUUUUCUUUCUGAGUAGCACUGAAAGACGCAACCGUCGCUCGCAAUAAUGCAUGGUAAUGCAUCACCAGUCACGUAGAACGAUUCAGAGUCAACCAACAAAAUCACUGUUUUACAACAAAAUCUUUUUACAAAACCGAGGCUUUGGCUAGUUCCCUCAACCUUUUAAAUACUCUGACAAGCUUUUUUAAUGUUUUCCUGGUUUGGAGUAUAGUAAUGCAGAAUAAACUAAAUGUCUUAGUGUGGAACACUGAAAACUGGACCAAUGACAGCGAGUGCACUGAAUGUCCUGUCCGUACCAGCACUGAAAUGUUCAUACAGAAUACUGAACCUCUUGAAGACGCGAAUCAGACAUGGUUUUCCAGUAUUCUCACACAAAACGUUGAUUAAUACUAACGUGUAAACGGAGCGGACAAUCAGUGCCAUCUUUCAAACUACAGUAGGACGCUAUGAAAUCGUAUGAUUUUCUUUUAAACCACUCGUUUGAUUGUUUUACGAGCUUGAUUUAUGCAGCGUGUUGUGUUUGUGAUCUCGUGGAAAUCUACUCUGACAUUCCAAUGUUUUUCUACGUGUUUUUUGCACUCGGCCAGUGGCGUAGACCCAUGUUUCAUUUCUUCCCUCCGCGUUGCGGUUCAGUUAAUAAUAUAUAUUUGUUUCGUGUAUAUACGGGAGAAUGUUUUCCAUGGUAAUGUGAUGUACACCUGACUCGAUGGAGAUGAAGAUUCCGGCAGAGCCUCGGGUAAACCUGAGCUCAAUGCACUUGUGUGUGUACGGGGAGCUGCUCGUCCAUGCUGGAGCGUGAUUGCCUCGUUUUUUUGUUUUGUAUUGUUUUUCCCCAACUUUAAUUGUUCCAGCACUCGCUGGAUGGAGAGCGGCAUCAUUUCACGUUUUGUGUGAUCCUUACGUUUCAGCGGAGGAAAUUGAAGGAGAUUGUCCGUGUUUUGUAAGAGGCGCUUCUGUUGAUUAGAUGCUGGAUAGGGGUUCUUUUCCACCUGCUUCCUCUGAAUCCCGCGUGCCUCUCCGAGUGCCCUUUACCGUACCAGCAGCAUGCCAGCGCUUCUCUCUCCGGCUCUCCCCACUCGCCAACGCCCCGCCACCCCCUCUGUUUCCGUAGAGACCCAUCCCGGUUGCCAUGGAUGCCAGGUGUUACGCUCCACCCGAGCUGCAACAGGACACACACUACUUUGCCUUACCUGUACACGUUUCUCUUUGUUGUCUUGUGUUGCCUGUUUGUCGUGUUUGUUUGUUUGGUCGGAUAGCAUAGGAGUCGUCAUCUCGGAGUCCGCUCUGAAUGAAAAACGUUGGCGAAUGUAUGCAAAUCGACAGCCCGAAUCCAAACCACUACGCCGAUCUGUCGCGCCUCGUGCAGAUUUGAAACGGGCCGUCUGUUUUUGGGUUCAGCAUGCUGACGUAGCGCUCGCCGGCGACGUGUCUUACUGCACAUGGCCUGAUUCAAUUUUAAUGAUAACGUUCAUCGUAGACUUUGCCGUUAGCCUUGUAUCUUACGUGUUGGGAUUUUCUUUGUUUGUUUGGUUUUUUUUCUGAAUGCUACGAAUUCUGAAGGAUAUAAAUAUAUUAAUGCCUGUAAUAUGAUCUUUGUAAAAGACCUUGAAGCUUGAAGAUUUCAUUCUGACUUGUUAACAUAUCAGACUGUUUUUAAUAGACAAAGUAAUUACUUUAUCUUUACUAGAAAUGUGAAGAAAUUGAAACAUUUCAUUAAAUCGAUUUGAA